ACCAAUGAAUAAUAUACUAAUACUACCAUAAAUACAAAUUCUGGUAGUAUUGUCUACCAUCCCCCAUUCAAGCUGAAUACCGUGAAACGAGAGAAAGCUUGGAAACCAUAGAUAUGUAGCGAGGAGAUGGAAGCGCUUUUGUUAGGAUGUCGGCUAACUGUUUUCGUGGAUGAUAUCGUGCUUAUCGAUGACACACGUGAGGGACUAAAUGAUAAGUUGGAACGAUGGCGCCAUGCCCUUGAGACUAAAGGAUUCAGAAUAAGUAGGAACAAGACUGAAUACAUGGAAUGUCGUUUCAGCAGCCGGGAAACAGAAUCAGAAGUGGAAGUUAGGAUUGACUCUCACAUAGUACCUAAGGCCAAAUGGCGGUUGGCCUCAGGAGUGUUGUGUGACCCGAAGAUUUCACCCAGGAUGAAAGGUAAGUUCUACCGAUCUGUAGUCAGACCUGCUAUGUUAUGCGGGGCAGAGUGUUGGGCGGUUAAGAAGACUCAUGUGCGUCGUCUGCAUGUGGCGGAGAUGCGGAUGUUACGAUGGAUGUGUGGGAAGACAAGGUUGGAUAGGAUUUCGAACGAAGAUAUUCGAUGUCAGGUAGGCAUGGCGCCUGUGGAAGAUAAGUUGCGGGAAGCGAGGUUGAGAUGGUUUGGGCAUGUGAGACGUCGGGAUGCUGAUGCCCCUGUACAGAGGUGCGAGAGGAUCACGGUUAUCGGGGGAAGGGGUAGACCUAGAAAGAAUUGGAAGGAGGUGAUUAGGCAGGAUUUAGGACUUCUCACCCUGACUGAGGAUAUGGCUUUAGAUAGGAACCUUUGGCGGAUUAGGAUUAAAGUAGCUGGUUGAGCCGGGGGUCUCUUGGAAACAGCCUCCCUACUUCCGAGUAGGGGCAAGAGCAACGACGUCGACGUGGAGGCAGGUGAGCCCGCGACCUCUCGAGGUCCGGAUAAAGGUAAAAAAAAAUAUAAAUCAGAGUUAUUUGUUUAUCAUUUUGACAAAGAAACAAAAGAUGGCGUAGUUUAUGGAACUUGUAAACAUUGUGGGACCGUCAUAAAAAUGGGAGUCUCCGGCGGUUAUGGCGAUCCAGAAAAACACCUAAGGUCGAGGCAUCCCGUGGAGUUUGCCAAAUACGAGGCAAAAAAGAAGGGACGACAAGAAGUGCAAACCCAAAUUUCUCGGUUUGCUAACAGAGGUAAGGGCGGCCUUUUUGCUUAUAGCGACGAGCAAAAUAAGCAAAAAAUGGCCGAAAUGAUUUGUGAAGAAAAUUUGCCAUACAUGUUUUCUGAAAAACUUGGAUUUAUUGAUUAUUGUCAACAGGCAUUAAACCCUCAAGCACGAGGUUUUUCAAGAAAAACAAUUAAACGAGAAAUUAUUCGUCAGUAUAAAA
Molecule: messenger RNA, 1375 nt
Organism: Cuscuta campestris
Lineage: Eukaryota; Viridiplantae; Streptophyta; Magnoliopsida; Solanales; Convolvulaceae
Source: the annotation of a GenBank genome assembly